This is a messenger RNA of Heterostelium album PN500, 1326 nucleotides long. It is a transcript of the gene aatB, whose product is annotated as aspartate aminotransferase. Gene Ontology annotation, molecular function: pyridoxal phosphate binding; transaminase activity. NCBI's taxonomy places the organism in Eukaryota, Evosea, Eumycetozoa, Acytosteliales, Acytosteliaceae. The transcript has a single exon. The coding region runs from base 1 to 1326 and encodes 441 amino acids. The record is from RefSeq and is a predicted model, not a curated record. Gene Ontology annotation, biological process: amino acid metabolic process; biosynthetic process.
AUGUCUUCAUCAUCAUCAUCAACUUCCAUUGAGAAAGUAACAUCGAGAAUUCAAAACUCAUUAUUUGUACCUUUAGAUAUGGAACCAAACAAGACUGCCGCUCAAGUAGAUACCACUACUUCGCUCUUUACCAAUGUACCAUUGGCACCGGUCGACCCAAUUAUCGGUGUCAGCCAAGCCUACAAAGCCGAUCCAUCACCAAACAAGGUCGAUGUCUCUGUCGGUGCCUACCGUGACGAGCAAGCCAAACCAUACGUCUUGAAGUGCGUGCGUGCCGCCGAGGAGCGUUUGCUCGGUGCCACCAAAGAGUACUUGCCAAUCGACGGUAUUCCAGAGUUCAACUUGGCAUCGGCUCAACUCCUCUACGGAAAGGCAAUGAACGGACAAGAGAAGCGUAUGGUCACCGUCCAGACACUCUCUGGUACCGGUGCCGUGCGUCUCGGUGUCAUCUUCAUUCGUAAAUACUUGCCAGCCGGAACCACCGUGUACGCCUCGCGUCCAACCUGGGUCAAUCACCACAACAUCUGCAAGGAGUCCGGUGUGCCAUCCGCUGAAUACACAUACUACGACAACAAGAACAACUGUCUCAAUUUCGAGGGUAUGAUCGCCGAUAUGCGUGCUGCCCCCAACGGAUCGGUUUUCAUCUUGCAUCUCUGCGCUCACAACCCAACCGGUUGCGAUCCAUCCAAGGAGCAAUGGGGAAUCAUUGCCGACGUCAUGGCCGAGAAGAAGCACAUUCCAUUCGUAGAUUGCGCCUACCAAGGUUAUGCCAGUGGUGAUUUGGACAACGACGCCUACUCUGCCCGUCUCUUCUUUGAGCGUGGAUUCGAGAUGUUCUCCGCACAAUCCUACAGUAAGAAUUUCGGUUUGUACGGUGAGCGUGCCGGUGCCUUGACAAUUGUCAGUCACUCUGAAGCCGCCAUCCCAAAGAUGCUCUCACAACUCAAGAUGGACAUUCGUGCCAUGUACUCAUCGCCACCCACUCACGGUGCUCGUCUUGUGGCCACCGUCCUCGGUGACCCAGCUUUGCGUGCACUCUGGAUCGACGAACUCAAGCAAAUGUCCGGUAGAAUCUUGCGUGUUCGUAAGGAGCUCUACGACGCUUUGGUCGCCCGUAACGUACCGGGUGACUGGUCACACAUCGUCAAACAAAUCGGAAUGUUCACCUACACUGGUCUCUCACCAGCUCAAGUCGAAUACAUUGUAAAGAAAUAUCACAUCUAUUUAUUGGCCUCUGGUAGAGUUUCAAUUGCCGGUCUGAAUAGCAAAUCUGUACCAUAUUUUGCUGACGCCAUCGCCGAUGCCGUCAAAGUUCACCCAAAAUAA